UGUAAUUUCUCAGGUCCAGCUGGAGGCGGUAAUGGGACUUUUAGGAGCCCAGAUGAAGGAGGAUCAGGAUGUAGUGUUUAGUUUCCGGUCAGUCUGCGGUAGAGCUCUGUUAGCAUGUAGCUCAGUUAGCUUGUAGCCCCUAGAUGAGCUAACGUUGUAGGUUAUUAGAGAAAUGUUACUGAAGCCUCUGUAGGUUUAGUUUAGUUCUUCUCUGUCUCUGACUCUCAGAGGUCUGGGAAAUGUCCGGGUUUAAAGACUCGUCCUUUGCGGUUCUCAGAGACUUGGGAGGACCAGCACCAAGAUCUGAACACGGAGGGGAGCUCGACCACCAACGAAACCUGCUGGAUGUGUUUUUAACACCUGGAGUUAAGACGCACAGAGCAGGUGACCAGCAGCUAAUUGUGAGUAAAGAAGAGCAGAAGGAGUGGAGCUCCAGCCUGGACCAGGAGGACUCGGAGCCCCCACACAUUAAAGAGGAACAGGAGGAACUGUGCAGCACACAGGAGGGAGAGCAGCUUCAAGGACUAGAAGAAGCUGAUACAACCACCUUCCCCUUCACCCUUGUCACCGUAAAGUGUGAAGAUGAUGAAGAGAAACCUCAGUGCUCCUCAGAGAGACGAAGUGAACAGAUGGAAACAGGAGCUGAUGGAGGGGACUGUGGAGGAGCAGAACCAGCCAAGGACUCAGGUCCAAAGAGACAGUCACAACCAGAGACUGAGAUCAAGACUGAAGACUUGUCUGGAAGUAGGACUGAAGAAAUUAAUAUUUGGCAAGAUGCCAGAGCCGACCGUUCUGGUGGAAACUCUGCAAAAAACAUUAGACAUGGGAGACACACGACAGAUGGCAAAUUACAUCACUGCUCUGAGUGUGAUAAAACAUUCAAAAAGAAACAGAAUCUUAUCUUACACAUGAGAAAUCAUACAGGAGAGAAACCCUUCAGCUGCUCUGUCUGUGGUAAAAGAUUUAUCCGAAAAGGAGAACUGACCAGACACCAUGUUGUUCACACAGAAGAGAAACCUUUCAACUGCUCUGUUUGCAAUAAACAAUUUAAACAUAAAGGGACUCUGACUAGACACUUGUUGGCUCACACUAGGAAGUCGUCUUUAUCUGAUUGCCAUGAAAUAUUUAACCAGGAGUGUAGUUUGCCUCUUCAUGUGGCAUGUCACAGUGGAGAGAAACCCUCUAGCUGCUCCAUUUUUGAACAAUUCUCUCAGUCUAAUCAGUUUGAGAAAGGUCAUUUUGAUGGCAGUCAGGUUUCAGAGCUUCAUCAACAUCAGACUGAAAAGAAAAGGGUGGCAGAAACAGGAAGUGAUGAAGAGGACUGUGGAGGAGCAGAACCAGCCAGGAACUCAGAUCAAGAGAGACAUUUACAACCAGAGAUUGAAGUUAAAAUUGAAGACAGGGACUGGAUGGAGACUAGAGAACACCAGUCAGGGUUUAUAUCUGUUGAAAACAUUCAAAUGAAGACAGGAAAGGCUGCUCAGAAAGCACAUAGUUGCCCUGUGUGUGGUAAAACUUUCACAAAGAAGCAGAAUCUUGCCCCACACAUCAGAAUUCACACAGGAGAGAAACCUUUUAACUGUGCAUUUUGCAAUAAAAAUUUCAACCAAAAAGAUACACUAACCAAACACAUGAUGGUUCACACAGGAGAGAAACCGUUUGAGUGCUCUGAGUGUGGUAAAAGAUUUAACAGAAAGUGGAAUUUGACCUCACAUAUAUUAAUUCACUCAAAGCAGUUACCAUACAGCUGCCCUGAUUGCAGUAAAACAUUUAAUCGUAAGUCUUGUCUAACUCUUCACAUGGCCCAUCACAGAGGGGAGAAGCCUUACAGCUGCUCUGUUUGUGAAAAAAGAUUUUCAUGGUCCAAACAGGUAAAAAGACACAAAUGUGUUGUUGGUCAGGCCUCAGAGCUUCAUCAGAACCACACUAGGGAGAAAAGAGAGGGUUGUGGAGGAGCAGAACAAGCCAAAAACUCUGAUCCAGACAGACAACCAGUGACUGAGAUAAAGACUAAAGACUCUCCUGGGGCUGAGACUACAAAUGAUAUUUCAAUGGAGGCCAAAGAAAGUCAGUCAAGUAUUCAUAAACCACAUAGCUGCUCUGUAUGUGGUAAAACAUUCAAACAGAAACCACAUCUGACCAUACACAUGAGAAUUCACACAGGAGAGAAACCCUACAUCUGCUCAGAGUGCGGAAAGGGGUUUACCCAAAAAGGGGGUCUGAACAAACAUUUGUUAGUUCACAGACAAGAGAAACCGUUCCCUUGCUCUGAGUGUGGGAGACAUUUUCGUCAAAAAGAGCAUCUGUCCAGACACAUGUUAAUCCACAAAGACCAGAAACCUUUCAGCUGCUCUAUGUGCAGGAAAAGAUUUAACAUGAAAGGGCUUCUGAAGUCACACAUGAAAGUGCACACAGAAGAGAAACCCUUCAGCUGCUCUCUCUGCAGUAAACAAUUUUAUCAGAAACAAAGUCUGACCAUUCAUAUGACGCGUCACAUUGGGGAAAAGCCUUUUAGCUGCAGUGCUUGUAACAGAGGAUUCUAUUGGAGCUAUCAGUUAAAAAGACACAGGUGUGGUGGAGGUCUGGCUUCAGAGCAUCUUCAAAACCAAACUGAGGUGAAAGAGGUAGGAAAAGGAGCUGAUAAAAUGAACUGUGGAGGAGUAGAACCAGCCAUGGACUCAAAUCCAGAAAGACAAUUUCAACCAGAGGUUGAGGUCAAGAUUGAGGACAGUGAUGAUGAUUGCACAGAGCCUGGAGAAAAUCAGCCAGAUUCAAAAAUUGGCAAAAGGAGGCGCAAAACUGUUAAGAAGCCUCACUGCUGCUCUGUUUGUGGUAAAACAUUCAAAAGGAAACAGACUCUGAAGAUACACAUGAGAAUUCACACAGGGGAGAAACCUUUUAGCUGCUCUGAAUGUGGUAAAAGAUGUAGCCAAAAGGGGAAUCUGAAAGUUCACAUGGCUCUUCACAUUGCACAGAAACCCUUCAGCUGCUCAGUUUGCAGUAAAACAUUUACUAGACAAGGGCGUCUGAACAAACAUAUGUUAGUUCACACGAAAAAGAAACCAAUCAGCUCUUCUCAAAGUGAACAAGCAUUAAAAACCUCACACUCCAUGGAUUAUCUCAGAGGUGAGAAACCCUACAGCUGUGCUGUUUGUGACCAAAGAUUCUCCAGCUCUCAACGGCUGCAAAGACAUACGUGUGUUGGAGGCCAGGCUUCAGAGCAUCUUCAAAAUCAGGCAGUGAAAAGAGAGAACAACACAGGAGCUGAUGGAGAGGACUGUGGAAAAGCAGAACCUUCCAGCAACUCAGAUCCAGAGAGAUAUUUACAAUUAGACACUAAGGUCAAGACUGAAGACUUAUCUGGAGCAGAGACUGACGACAGUGAUGACUGGACGGAGACCAAAGGUCAUCAGUCAGAUUUCACAUCAGUUAAAAACAUUGAAAACAAUGGAUCAGCUGCUGAAGAGAAAUCUCACUACUGCUCUGACUGUGGCAAAAUUUUCUUUCAGAAGCAUGAUCUUACCAGACACAUGAGAAUUCACUCAGGAGAAAAACCCUUCCGUUGCACUGAGUGUGGUAAAAGAUUUAACAGGAAGUCUUAUCUGACACUUCACAUGGCCCAUCACAGAGGGGAGAAACCCUACAGCUGCUCUGCUUGUGGCAAAAGAUUCUCCUGGCAUUAUCAAAUUAAAAAACACAAGUGUCUUGGACAUCAGACGUCAAUACCAAUCUGAGGAGAAAAGAGAAGCAGAAACAGGAACUGAUGAAGAGGACUGUAGAGGAGCAGAACCAGCCAGGAACUCAGAUCAAGAGAGACAUUUACAACCAGAGAUGAAGAUCAAGACUGAAGACUUUAGAAGCUGAGGCUGAAGACAGAGUUGAUGAUUGGAUGAGCAUCAGAGAUCAUCAGUCAGGUUUAAAUCUGUAGAAACAGAACAUUCCUGUUAUUGAUAUAAAUGUAUUUACUGGUACAUGCUGUUGGGUUAAGGGCCACACGGUGACGCCUCACAGCAAGAAGGUUUCUGGUUCGCUUUCCGGUCAGGGCCUUUCUCUGUGGAGUUUGCAUGUUCUCCCUGUGCAUGUGUGG
This is a messenger RNA of Cheilinus undulatus (humphead wrasse), 4087 nucleotides long. Its product is annotated as zinc finger protein 595-like. Bases 240 to 3734 code for a protein of 1164 amino acids. The record is from RefSeq and is a predicted model, not a curated record. The transcript is spliced from 2 exons. NCBI's taxonomy places the organism in Eukaryota, Metazoa, Chordata, Actinopteri, Labriformes, Labridae.